GCAUUACGCAGAUUCAAGAUUGUCAGAGCAGGGCAUUCGGAUUGUGUAUGGAAUGUUCUCCAAGUUUGCCACGCAGCAUUGCUUGAUGCGUCAGGGUUUUGAUGGUCCACCUGCACUUUGCCUUGGCAAUGCCACGUGGGCAUGCCUCUUCUGGCCUCUUGAGAAGGUGUCCAUCCCGGGAGGCUCUGAUGGGUAUGCCCUGGACUCGGGUGGCUCUGCUUAUUGGGGCCAUGUGGUGAACCCUGAGGAAUGGCAAUUCUUGACUAUCGCGCUGGGAAAAAUGCCCAAGACUGAUCUCGCAAACUGCAUUUUGGAUCAUAUUGGCAUGGGUGAUGAUUCGGCGCUCAGAAUCAAGGAACUGCUGCGGAAACCUCAGCCUGAGUCAGAACCGACUGGGGCUGCUGAUGGUCCUCAAUUGGGAAGCACUUUGGAUGUGCUGGUCCUAUGGGAUAUGCCGCCUGAAGAUCAAAAAGAGUUUCAGGAUGCUCAAGAGCUCAUU
Molecule: messenger RNA, 499 nt
Organism: Durusdinium trenchii
Lineage: Eukaryota; Dinophyceae; Suessiales; Symbiodiniaceae
Source: the annotation of a GenBank genome assembly